This is a messenger RNA of Bursaphelenchus xylophilus (pine wood nematode), 5703 nucleotides long. The record is from the annotation of a GenBank genome assembly. Lineage: Eukaryota; Metazoa; Nematoda; Chromadorea; Rhabditida; Aphelenchoididae.
AUGGCCAGCGCGCUGAUCAACUCCGGCUCCAGGGCCAACAUGAACUCGGUGAUCAUGUGGCCGAAUCCGGACCGGAAGAUCUCGGAGAGCAAUCGGAGGCCGUCGAUGAUAUUUGAGUUGAGCGAUAAGGUCAGGAACUUCAGCAGGAGCGUCAGGAAUGCGGCCAAGGAUGAGGUCACGUAUGAGGCGGUUAGAUUCGCUCAUACCACGACGGCACAUGGAAUCCCAAUGGUAAGUCUUCGCUUAAUAAUUGAGAAAUAUUAAUUAGUAGAAAAUUACGUCAUCGUUUUUUGAAGAUGGCCAAUUUUGCUUUCAAAACACUUUUUUCAAAUAAUUUUCUUGUAAAAUUAAUUGAGCUUACCUUUUCACGUUUUUUUGUAACUCGCUGACGUUUAUCAAAACAGCUCCAAGAUAUUUUUGGAACCCUUAUAAACAUAUAAAGUCAUCAAUUUUGUUACCUUUUCCAUUUCCGUCAUGUAUAAUAUACUGCAAAAUAAGUUGUCUUUUAGGCGCUCAACGCCAGCGCAUGGUAUGGUAAAGUGUUGUGGAUGUUGUUGUCGCUCUGUUCGACAAUCCUUUUCCUCUACCAAUGUGUUCUGGUUUUCGAAAAAUUUCAACGGAAUGAUAAAAUCGUUAGUGUUAAGGUGAGAUUUUGAUUCCAUAAAAUCUUUUUGAAUCGUAUCUCAGUACUUUUUAGUAAAUAUGGAUAGUUAACAGCGUCUUGUUUACUAUGACGUAUGUUUUUUCCGUGAUCUCAAAGUGUUAAUAGUUGAAAACAACUCCGAACCUGACUUGGUCGAGAGCUCGCCCUCAGGGGAAAUGUCUCGAAAUAUCCCCCCGCAUUUCUCGAUAUGAAUUUCUGAGCGCACCUGUACUACUUUUCCCCACUCUCCAAUGCAUUUCCAAAACGCCUCCGGCAAUGAUUUAUUAUUUUCAGUUGGAAUUCGGUUCGGCCAAUUUCCCCGCAGUGACCAUUUGCAAUUUAAAUCCCUUUAAAAAACACAGUGCCGUAAAAGUGAAACAAGUCUCGGAUACAGUAAGUACGGUCGGAGUCUGAUGAGUCUUGUAGUUGGAAGCUUUUCAUCAAGCCGUCACCUUCAGCAAAGGCGCUAUUUAUCAUCGAACAACUGAUGUCAGGUCGAGAAGGCAUCUGAAUCCAGGUAGAAAAAUUUAAAGUUAAAGUGCUACAAGCAAAGUUUGAUAUGAAGCAAAUUUAAGAUCUAAAAUGUAAAAUUUUACUCAUCCUAUUCGCCUUUUUAUCUUAUACAUCAUAGGGUUCUAAUAUUUUUUUUCAAAUUUUGUUUUCCCCGCCAAAAUUUGGAUUUUUAGGUGGCGUCAGAAAUGUUCAAGUAGAGCCAGUAAUGUCAGAUUGUAAAUGCAAAAGAAGAUUCAGGAAUUCGGCCGAAAUUGAUUGCGUUCAGACCAACACUGUCCCCAAGAAUAAUGACACGAUGUGUAUUUGUAAUUACGAUAGACAUGAUGACACUGCCUUUCCGUGCACACCAGCAAAGUAAGAGUUACCGAAUGGGCUUAAGCUUAAGCAUUAGCGUCAACACAACAUAGAUGACUAUUUUUAAGUUUUUCUCCUACAUUUUUUUCUACUUUCUUACCACCUUCAGACUAUGGGUAUCAGCGAUGUGUCCGGACUGUAAUGACAUUGGCUUCUGCAACCUGCCCGACACCUCAGGCGACUCCGAAUAUCCUUGUAUGUGUCUGAAAGCACUAAAUAAUCAGACCCGACGCCCCUUCAAACACUGUCUCCUGAAGCCACGACGGAUAAAUCGAAUGUGGGAAACGAGGGGAGAGGAAGUCCCGGAUGAAGAUUCACCCUUUUACAGUGAUUAUAUGAACCGACUGAAGACGCUGGGAUACGAGAACAUGACUGAUGAAGUGGCCAUUACGACCAAGACCAAGGAAAAGUAAGCUUGAGAAGUUGUAUUAGUCGUAAAGAGUAGUAUUACUUAGUACAGGGUGUUUCAAGAAAUUCCCCGGAAAGUAAUUGUCGAUUUCUCGGCGCUCAGUCAAGAUAUCUAAAAAAUUUUUUUUGCAUAAUAAAGAAGAUGAUGGGCGGUUUUUUGCCUAUGAAAAUCAUUUUCUCCGCCAACGCGGAGAGCAGUGUAUUCGGCGGAGACUUUUGGGCACUUUUUUGGUCAUCACACCCAUCUUAAACGCUUAUUUUUUUUUCUGAUGGUUGAAAUGAGGAUUUUUGCUGAUUUUUGUGUUUAUCAAGCUUUCGGCGGCAUCUGCUCGUCGUAUCUUAACUCAGCUAUGGACAAGAAAUGGCCCAACACUAUUCUUAUGGUCUGGCAAUCAUUCUCUGCAGGUGUCGUAAACCCUCAAAUAUUUUGUCGGAAAAGCUUAUUAGACGUUUAACCAUCGAGAAACGACUUGGUUCACUGGAAAACAACAAAAUAUUUCUCGUUUAAAUUUCUCUCUGCCAUUCUAUUUCAAACAUCCGCACGGUGCGCUCCGACUUUAUCGACGUUAUCAGCGACUGCAUUGCACCGUGCAGUCGCUAAAUCGGAUCGCAUAGCAUUGUAGCGGGCCAUCUGAUCCAUUGUGCAAAAAAAUUGAAGACUUUCUGGAUGCUUCAGUGUCGCAAUAAAGCAUUAAAAAUUCGUGUGGUGACCAAAAAAGCGCCCAAAAGUCUCCGCCGAAUACACUGCUUUCCGCGUUGGCGGAGAAAAUGAUUUUCAUAGGCAAAAAACCGCCCAUCAUCUUCUUUAUUAUGCAAAAAAAAAUUUUGGAUAUCUUGACUGAGCGCUAAGAAAUCGACGAUUACUUUCCGGGGAAUUUCUUGAAACACCCUGUAUAUAUGUACAAGUUAAGAGUAAUCUUUUCUCGAUCAGUCAUAAGAGGCUUAGAGAACUUGGCAGUGUUUGGUGUAAAGAACUGUCUGAGAGAUAUAAACCCGUGGUCUUUUCAUGCCUCACGGGCUAUAAAUCUUUAUUGCCUGAGGCAAAAAACAGCUGCGCAACACUGGGUGGAUGUAAAUAUAGAAAGGGUCAGAGAAUGGCUAAGAAAGGAGAUGAAAGCACAUAUCUUUGGAAGAAUCGAGUUGUAAAGUAGUUAAUAGUAGUAGUAAGAUUACAGCGGUUAUUUUUGAGGGCAUUGAAAGGGUUUCCGACAAAGAAAAUGACUUCUGGAGACAUUUAACAGGCUUAAAUAUUGUGAUUAAUAGCUUACAUCAAACGUCUUAAACUUCUUUUACUCGUUUUUGUACAUUUUGACUAUAAGUUAGAUUUUUUUACAAUCUCUUCUUUGAAGUCAUCAUGGAUAAUAUAAUUUUGGCUCAAAAAAUCCAAUUUUUUACUUAUUAUUUUCAGACUAGUCCUAAUCAUGGCCGGAAUGCCUUUGGAGGAUCGUGUGGCCCUGUCGUAUGGCCGAACCGAACUGAUUAAAAUGUGUUCUUUUGACAGUAAACAAUGUGAUAUCGAAAAGGAAUUCAAAUUACAUCUGGAUCCGACUUUUGGGAACUGUUUUAUCUUCAAUGGAGAUCCCAAAAAGAAUCAGACGUCGAGUCGAGCCGGCCCUUCCUAUGGUUCGUUGCCUCAAAGCUUAAUUUUAUUAUGGCAAAAAAAGUUUCCCAAAAAUUUUUUGACUAAAAACAAAAGUCAUCAUCGAAAAAUGGACAAAACAUGGCUGCGUUGUCCUAAUAUAGGAUUUUAAACCGGUCUAAACGGCUGACAGAGACCAGCAGUUGCCGUCAACAGGAAGUUGUUUUAAUCUUUGAAUUUAAAAGUUUUCUCUCGACUGGUAUAGCGAAUAGGAAAGGCGUUGAGUAUUCAGCCAAACCAAUGAACCGUUUGGAGAGCUGUUUGUAAAAAAAUAAAUAAAUUUAGGGACGCUGCAUAUCAUAACGGGCAUGAUUUGUGGAAAAAGUGGUAGAGAUGCCCCAUGGUCUCUUACUAAGGAUGAGAUUAGACCAUUUUGUUUUCGGUUUAGAAAUCAAAUGAACCCGCAAAUAGUUUUUCAAAACUAAUGAAAAGUUAAGUCAGCCUUUUUGAAAAUUUUAAUUCCAAAGAUUCUAUAAUAGAAAUCAUCUUUCCUUAUCUUCAAAGAUGAUAAAAAAAAGACGAUUUCCUUAUAAGGACAUGUCACUUUCACGGCCACAAAAUAUCCCCUUGAGGAUUGAGAGCAAAUAAAACAAAAAAAUCUCACAAAAAAUCAUCAGGGUCAUUUAUAACCGCUCAGUCACCAGCAUGUUUUAGGUCUCCGUUUGCUAGUUUCCGUCGAUGCGGCUGAUUACUUGCCCACAACCGAAGCCAAGGGCGUCCGGAUCACGAUUCAUGACUCCAACGAAUGGCCUUUUCCGGAGACUUUUGGUUAUAGCGCUCCAACUGGGGCUGUCUCUUCAUUCGGGUUGUCCAUGGUAAAUUAAAUUAAGAUAUCGUUUUGUAAUGUUAAUUUGUAAUGUUGAUUGUGAUUGACAAUCAAUAUUGUAGCGACAAGUCAAUCGAUUGGCCGUAAGUGGGGAUGAAUGUGUAAGCGAAGGAGAACACACGCGAGGAUACAUCUACAUGAACCACAAGUACGAACCAGAGGUGAGUAAAGGAUUGGAAAGACUAGUGCUGAUUGUUUGACAGAUUUCGAUGAAAGCGGGCAAACAACAAGCCCCAAUUUUGAAAGCAUCAAGCACACCAAGUUUUUAGUUUCGGAAGCAUAAACAUAUGUAUAUAUUUCAGUUCUUGUCUGCCCAUCUCAAAAAGGGUUUGAGACGAAUAAAAAAUUAUGAAAAUUUUUAAAACCUUUUUUGGCCACCUAAUAGGUUUGCUUUACAAAUUACAAUAGUAACCGGCUUUCUUUCAGGGCUGUUACAAAAGCUGUUAUCAAAACAAAAUGAUCCACGAAGUGCACUGUGCAGAUCCCCGGUACCCCACACCCCACAAUGGAACAAGGUUUUGCAAUACUCUGGAUCAUUACGAACGUAAGAACAGGAAACUUGACAUUCUUAUCCUUUCAGGAGAUUCUUUGGUAAAGGCUUCGUUGGAAUUUACGCGUAGUAAAUAUCUAAUGGCUAGAUGUGGUUGCAAACACCCAUGUGAACACAAUGUCUACACAACAACAUAUUCCUCCGCCAGAUUAAUGCCUGCGGCAUUUAGCAUCAAUGAGUGUAAGAAAGGAGGAAAGAAAGAGGGAGAUUGCGUCGAAAACUUUGAUCCGUAAGUUACCAUGGCUAGUGCACCACAAAACUCAACAAUUUUGGGGUUGAUGUUUGUUUUUAGAAGUCAAACAGUGAUGUUAGAGAUUUACUACGAGCAAAUGAGCUUUGAAAUCCUUACAGAACGCGAAGCUUACUCAGUAAGUCACCAUUUUUUAAUAUUCAUCAUCAUUAUUACCAUUAAAAUCUUUAUUUUUCCCUUUCAGUUUGUUAAUUUCCUUUCCGAUGUUGGUGGACAAGCUGGAUUAUGGCUGGGAGCAUCUGUGAUUACAGUAUUUGAGAUUGCUUACUUUGCUUUCCGGGUGUUUACUGUAGCUUGUCGAAGGAAAUUCCGAGAUAGGGUGGAUUCGAUGGCCAAAUUCUCGACCACUGACACUUUGGAUGACAGAUUUGAUUCGAGAAGGAAACCGAGUUCAGAUGUGAAGUUAACGAUCUCUUCUUUGGAUAAUCUGAAGCCUAUGCCCGACGAUGACGAUACGACUUUCAAUCAGGGAUGGGAUUCCGAGAACAAUUCCGUCAAAGAUCGGCCUUAUUUAGUUUAA